CUCUGAGGUCUCAAUAAGAGACGCGAAAUGGGAAUCCACCCCAAUUUUCCCCGAAUACACUCCAUCCAGGCUCCAUGUGACUUAAGUUGAUCGUUACGUAGCUGACCUGCAGCCGUGCCGAUAAGUUCGGCGGAGAAGCAAACAGUGCAAACACCCUUCUUAUCUGAUAGAAAUAUUUCUACGGAUCCCCUCGAAGUGUCGCAUUCUUUUCGCUACUAUUUCUAGAGGUUCUUGACUCCUGCCUUAUACGAUGUUUAAUUAGUCGGUCGAUGCCGGGCAUGUUUCCGCCAUUUUUCCAGAGUCCAUGUCAAUGGUGUGCCCCUCUGGACCUCCAACCCGACAAUGAGCAGUUCAAGCCUUUACGAGCCAGAGGAAGAUGAUGAAACAUCUGAUUCUGAUAUCGAGACGGGAAAUACGCAGUUCACCGAUCCCCCCUCGUCUCCUCCGAGUCGCAGAACCAGAUUGUCUUCUCCUCGCCAGCUCGAUGGAAGGUCCUCAUCCAGACCGGCGCAGACGCCCAGAAGGGUCUCUCGGAUGCAGAUGUUAGAGCGUUUACAGACAUCGCUUAGCAAGGAAUCAGUGCAAGCAUACUCCAACCUACUCGCGCAAACAAUAGACGACUAUACGUCCGUCGAAUCGAAGGCUGGCAGCGGAAAUUACCAAUCCACCCAAGCUGGGAUCGUGUCUUGGGCGCCGAAAGAGAAGGAAAUAUUCUUCAACGUCCUUGACAGAAAAGGGAAAGAUGGUAUCCGCGAUAUAGCUGGUGCGAUUGGUACGAAAUCAGAGCUGGAGGUCCAGGAAUAUCUCAGACUCUUGCAACGGAGACUAGAAUGGCAGCACAUGGAGGAUGAGCACAGCAGAGCAGUCGUCCUAGGCGAUUUGCCGGCGGCGGAGGAAGUAAGUAGCGAAUGCUGCGACGUCCUUGAUGAGUACUCUAAGUUGCUGGUACUCAAAGAGCAGCAAGAUGAGGAUGUUGCCGGAAGACAGAGGCAUCACGAUUUGUGGAUAAUUGAUCGAGACAAAGCAGAACUAGUAGAAGAACUAGAGACGCUGGAUCAAAAAUCCCCAGCCGGCUCAAGUGUCUACCACACGGCCAGUCUACUCAACAUCCCAAGAUGGAUCCGGCUUUCCGAGCGCUUGUUCAUGAACUUCGGGGGCGCAAGACUAGAAGAUAAUUGGGUGAACAUAGCUUACGCGGGCGAAGCACCAGCAAUAACUGCCGAUGCAUUAGCUGAGUUCUAUACUCUCACCGUAAGCGUGACACGUCGUUUGAUUCAGUCGACCCUGUUUUUCGCCAUGUCAAGACUGCGCAACAUGAGAGAUACGGGUAAUAGUAAGGCCAAGGUAGUCAAGCCGCGAGACGUUAGGACCGCGCUGGACGUGCUUAAAAUGAAACGAGACGGGUUUGACUACUGGACUGGCGUAGCAAGGCGGUGCUGUUUGGAUGUUUCGGAUUCUCGACAUAGAAAAGGAUGGAAGUCCGUUCGCCUGAGCCACGAUGAGGUGGAAGAUAUGCUGUUAAAUAGGGCACCCAUCGAUGCAGAGUCGAAUCGGAGCACAUCCAGACAAAGGUCAGAAAGCAGGUUGCAGAACACAGACGGCGAACACACAGACAGCGAUGAGGAUAAUCUGAGUAACAGUGGAAGCGAGUUCAAGCUCGAACGCUCCCCGUCCCCAACUGCACCCUUAUCACCAGAAGUCUCCAGCGAUGAAGAUGAACUCCCAUCGGAUUCUGAAAAUCAACACGCCGAGCAAGAAGACCAAAAGGCCAGUUAUCUUGGAGAGCUAGAACUUUGGAAAGCUUUGGACCGGCCAGUGCCAGAUUUUUCCGGACCCAUCAAGAAAGAAGAUCAGGGAAAUAAAAUACGCAAACCGAUAGGAGAGCGCAAAACACAGCAAGAGCUUGCAGAUUGGCGUGAAAGGACACUAUACCGAAGCGAUUGGGAGGAGCAUGGUCACGAAGUUUAUGAUAUCUAUGAAGAGAUAUCCGAGAAGCGACGAAAGCGAAGGCGUCUUGACAAUUCACGGGAUCCUUUACCUGUCACAGUUGAUGGUGAAAACAAUCAAACAGAUAAGCUCGAAGUUGAACCAACCGCUGGUGAAUAUGACGAGGACAUCAACCCGAAUGAAGACGACCACGAAGACAUAGAAAUGGACGAUUCAGCCGCCCCAGACCUAAACACCACUAUCCUUCAAGAUCAAGAAGAUCCUGAAAUUCACAAUACCCGACACAAACAAACAACCGAACUUAACUCAAACCGAAAAGGAGCGGACGAAUCAGGCCCAUCCCCACCCGCCAACACAAACCCCGGAUACCGAUCACCUAUACUAACCCGUCGGAAGCGCAUACAAGUCGAGCCCAAACAAGAAGAAAGCUCCUCUUCUGACUCAGACGACGACCUUCCUGCACCCAGGGAAUAUCCGUCCUCAGAGCAGGACGAAAGGGACGGCAUGCCUCUAUAUUCACAGCCGAUGAGUCCGGCUGAUUGGCCCAGCGAUUGAUUGGAUAUCCGUCCAUCUAAUUUUGCUAUAUACUAUGGCCCAUUUUUCGAU
Molecule: messenger RNA, 2553 nt
Organism: Aspergillus pseudotamarii
Lineage: Eukaryota; Fungi; Ascomycota; Eurotiomycetes; Eurotiales; Aspergillaceae
Exons: 1
Coding region: 343-2502 (719 amino acids)
Biological process (GO): nucleolar large rRNA transcription by RNA polymerase I; transcription initiation at RNA polymerase I promoter
Cellular component (GO): RNA polymerase I upstream activating factor complex
Molecular function (GO): rDNA binding; RNA polymerase I general transcription initiation factor activity
Source: RefSeq, a predicted model, not a curated record